AUGGAUCACGUUCAUGUUAGAGCGAAGUCGAUGGCGAGAAGUAACUCGACUAAAAUGGCGUGUGAAAAGGCAACGAGACGGCUGAGAGCGACGCUGUGUAAAGCGACGCGGCUCGGUGUCUCAAGCGCUGAGGUCGCCGGAUUACCGUCGGCCAAGAGACUCAUACCACAGAGGGAUCAUGGCUGGAGAUUGGCCAUAUUCAUGGUACUCAUGUUUGGGGGUGGAGUUGUUGUUGCUCUUGUGUGUAUGGCGAAAAAUGGAUGCACGAGGAUCGAAGAUAUCAAUUUGGCGACCUAGCCACUAGCCAAUCCCCCGGGAUACGAUGACAUCGAGGAAACCAUUGCCGAUACUGAAAUUA
Diachasma alloeum is the source of this 358-nucleotide messenger RNA. RefSeq lists its product as uncharacterized. Lineage: Eukaryota; Metazoa; Arthropoda; Insecta; Hymenoptera; Braconidae. The transcript is spliced from 2 exons. Bases 1 to 297 code for a protein of 98 amino acids. The record is from RefSeq and is a predicted model, not a curated record.